This is a messenger RNA of Athalia rosae (coleseed sawfly), 2101 nucleotides long. RefSeq names its product alkaline phosphatase-like. The record is from RefSeq and is a predicted model, not a curated record. The transcript is spliced from 8 exons. Gene Ontology annotation, biological process: dephosphorylation. Lineage: Eukaryota; Metazoa; Arthropoda; Insecta; Hymenoptera; Athaliidae. Bases 94 to 1713 code for a protein of 539 amino acids. Gene Ontology annotation, molecular function: alkaline phosphatase activity.
AUGAAACGCCUCGAAGAAAUGGUUAGUCGUUUAAACGCUUCGUAAGACCCGGACUGAUUGGAGUCCCGUAUCCGCGGACGCUUUUAAGAUACGAUGGAAAAUUAUCAGGGGACAGAAUCUCAUUGUCAAGUACGCAACGCUCUAGCAAUCUGCAAAUUUUUAUUACACGCAUUAUUACUCCAACAAGUGGUACACUGUAGCGAAGAUAAACAUUUUUGGCAUGAAGUUGGCCGUUCGGAAUUAGAUGCCUCGUUAAAUUAUAAAUGGAAUACAAAUACGGCAAAAAAUGUUAUCAUAUUCCUUGGGGAUGGUAUGAGUCCCGAUACAAUAACCGCUAGCAGAAUUUACAACGCCGGCGAAGAGAGCUAUCUCUCUUGGGAAAAAUUCCCACAUGUCGGACUGCUCAAGACCUAUGACUCGGACAAACAAGUGCCCGAUUCAGCUUCUACUGCGACUGCGAUCUUUUGCGGUGUGAAAACCAAUAAUUAUGUAGCAGGAGUUGAUGCUAAUGUAAAAUUUGCUGAUUGCGAGGCAAGUCUUAAAAAAGAGAAUCAUCUCGAUUCUAUUAUCGCCUGGGGACAACAAGCUGGUAAAGACACAGGAUUCGUAACUACGACCAGAGUUACUCACGCAACACCAUCGGCUCUGUUUGCUCACGUACCAGAUAGAAACUGGGAAUGCGAGGCAAAGAUGCCUCAAAACGCUGCAAAAUGUAAAGACGUAGCCAGACAACUUAUCGAGGACGAACCGGGAAGGAAUAUUAAGGUAAUAAUGGGAGGUGGCAGACAAAUGUUGCAAAGUAAUGUGACUGGUACUGCAGGUGAUCCACUGGACACCUGGGCAUGCUACAGUAAAGACGGGCGAAAACUUAUGGAAGAUUGGGCUGCAGACAAGGAACGCAGAAACUUUUCACACACCAUAGUUCAGAAUACUGAAGAAUUAUUCAAUGCCGAUCUUCAGGAAACUGAGUUUCUAUUGGGAAUAUUCGCUAAUGGUCAUAUUGCUAUGGAUUGGGAGAGGGAUACAAGUCCCCAAGGAAUGCCUAGCUUAGAAAAUAUGACUACCACUGCUAUAAAAAUGCUGCGAAAAUCGGAAAAAGGCUACAUCCUUGUGGUUGAAGGUGGUCUGAUUGACUUCGCACAUCAUCGUGGACAUGCUGCCCAAGCUUUACAAGAGACCGUCAGACUCUCUGAAGCCGUUCGUUCGACCUUAGAACUAGUUGAUCUUAGUGAAACAUUGGUAUUGGUGACAAGUGAUCACACUCAUUCUAUGACUUUCAAUGGUGUCAGUGAUAGGGGAGCAGAUAUUCUAGGGAUUGCCCGGAAUUCUAAAUAUGACGGCGUACCCUAUACGAUUUUGGGCUAUGGCACAGGUGGUCCAAAUAACAUGGGUUACGAAGUUUAUAAUGCAACAGUAGCCAGAAGAAGCGAUCCCACACGGCAGAAUACCCGCGAGUUCACUUAUAGUCAGCAAGCUACUAUAAUAACUAGUGAGGCUCAACACGGCGGAGGUGACGUCGCAAUAUAUGCCAUAGGGCCUUAUGCGCACUUGUUUCAUUCAACCCAUGAGCAAAAUUUUGUCGCUCAUGUUGCAGCAUAUUCAGCAAAAAUUGGUGCAUACUCACGAUCAACUGCUGACUUUGUUGUGAGCUCUAAGGUUCUUAUUAUUUUGAUGGUGACGCUAUUAUUAUCAUCAUUAAAAGUAAAUUGCUGAUGAGAAAUGUCACGGAGAACAGAAAAAUAUUUGUACCAGGCUGAAUCAAGCUAUAGAACUAUUGAAUAUUUCUUUCAAAUGAAACGAAAAGGCGAAAAAAAUGGGAAAGAAAAAAUACAUCAUUGCAAAUCACCUGCAAGCUAGGAAUGCACUGACCUAUAGAUGCCAGUUUGCCGACUGUAAUUAAAACAUAACAAUUACUAGUAUGAAAAGUUACGUUAUAGUGAUAUACAGUAUUUUGUUGUGUAUAUUAUAUUUAUUUCAAGAGGAAAUUGAAUAGUAGAUCACCACAUCCAGAAUAUAUUAAAGAUGCCUUGGAAUAUUCACAAUGACAAAUAACGUACAAGUGCAUUGUUCAUUCAUUGAAAUGAAAAUCUUACAAUCGGAA